This is a messenger RNA of Myxocyprinus asiaticus (Chinese sucker), 9854 nucleotides long. RefSeq names its product neurabin-2-like. The transcript has 10 exons. Gene Ontology annotation, biological process: neuron projection development; actin filament organization; calcium-mediated signaling. Gene Ontology annotation, cellular component: actin cytoskeleton; dendrite; postsynaptic density. Gene Ontology annotation, molecular function: actin filament binding. Bases 1173 to 3617 code for a protein of 814 amino acids. NCBI's taxonomy places the organism in Eukaryota, Metazoa, Chordata, Actinopteri, Cypriniformes, Catostomidae. The record is from RefSeq and is a predicted model, not a curated record.
GGGAGCGCGGCACGUUUGGUGAGCGGUUUGUCGCGCUUUUCCUCCUUUUCUUUCAUUCCAGCGCUGAACAGUUAUUCGGACGGGAGAGGAUGCAGGAAGCGACGUCGCGAGUUCGAGGCAUCGUUGCAGAAAGCGGGGCCCGGUCGUUCCGCAGGGUCCAAAUGUGAUUAUUUGACAGGCUGCAGCUUCUGCAAUCAGUUGACACUCCUUAAGAUCAGUUAUAGGCGCAAACAAUCUUUAUUGCAGAUUUUAAUUCGCACAAUAUCUCAGUACUGGCCGGAAUUAAAACGACCGCCAAUGUUUCAGUGCCAAUAAAUGCUGGCAGAUUCAUGCUGCCAAGAUAAGUAAUCUACUGGCAGCAGCAGAAUGGGAUCACAACAAAGCCUGUCUGUCCAUGCCAGUUUGCAUGGCAUUUCCAAUGAUUCGUGAAGCGCUUUAUACAUGUAUCAUACGAUUUGAGAUUGUGUUUUGAUCGUUGUUCUCGCUUAAUGUUUCGUUCGUGAACUGACUUCCUGUAUCUGACAAAGAUUCAUUUGAAGUGGUCUACAGAGAUGUAGACCGUUACAAAUGCUAUCUGGCCGCUAUAUUUGGAUUAAUUGCACAUGUUCGACUGUCAUUCUAAUAAUAAUCAGGCGGAUUAAACAUUUUAAUUUUAUUUAUUUAACCAUAAGUAAUUUCUGCGCCAUUAGCACCACCAAACGUAAUUGCAAAAAUAAGCAUUGUUUUCAAACAGAUUUCCGAAUACACACUCUGUCUUCCAUUCGUUGUACAAACACAAAGUCCCGCCCCAACUUUAUGCCAUUGGUUGAGUCAGUGUUGUUGUGUGAGGCUGGACAGGUCGCUCAAACUGAUCAGUGUUUGAAAGCACCAAUGAGCCACAGUGUUUACACUUUUCAUGGAAAUCAACCUACCAAUGGUUGCCUCUACAUAUUAAGUUGGGAUAGGAGAAAGUAUUUUAACAUAAUUUGUUUUUUUUUUUUAAGUAUGUUGUGCAUUCUUGUCUCUUAUUCAUACUUUUAUUUUCUUUAUUCCUAUUUUUUGCUGCUGAUAAUGUGGACUGAUCUAUCAAUGCUUCCUGACGUCUGCCACUUCAUCUGGCAUUCCUUUUUGCAAUAAGAAGUGGAGGCAGAGGGCUGCCGUUACUGCUCGUCUUUACUGCUGUUUGAUUAACCAUGAUGAAGACUGAACCCCCGUCUGCAGCCAGUGGCAGCACUACCACCACCCUCGUAGCACGAAGCGCAUCUCCGCACAGAAAUGCCUAUGAGGCUGGAAUUCAAGCUCUCAAGCCAGUUAAAGAUCCCAGUGCUGCAAAUGGAGAGGAUGCGAAACCUCGACCACAGGGCCGUGGCCGCAGGUACGGCUCUAAUGUGCACCGCAUCAAGAACAUGUUCAUGCAGAUGGGCUCUCCUGGGGACGAAGAGGAUCCGACGAAGGCCAAAGCCCAAGACCAGACGGUGCGACUGUCUCUACCCAGAGCCAGCAGUCUGAAUGAGAACGUGGACCACAGUGCGCUUCUCAAACUCGGCUCGACUGUGUCAGAGCGGGUUAGCCGCUUUGAUGGAAAGACUGAUGGUAGCACCUCCCGUGGGUCAAACACAGGUUACUCUAAGCUUCAGGAAACACGAAGAAUAUUUGAACAACGCCAUCUCCAGGAGAAGCAGGCUGCAACAAACCGUAUACUUUUAAAGAAAGAGCGGGCGUCAGGAUUCCAAGAUAGCCGUCUGGAUGUUGUGGUUCGCUUUAAUGGCAGUACUGAGUCAUUGGACAGGCUGGAUGCAGCGGACUAUCCUGCAGAAGCAGUGUCCCCUACAGUCAGCCAGCUGAGCGCUGUGUUUGAAAAAGCAGACCAGCGUAACCACCUCCACCGACCGUCCUCAACUUCCCCACUGCCCUCUCAAAGUGUAAGCCCUACCCCGAGCAAAGUCGGGGGAAUAAACUCCAAAAUCAUCACCAGAAAGGUGCAAGCCUUCCCUACAGCAGAGAAUCAAGAGGACGGAGCUCAGCAUAAAGACCAAGAGGCUGCACCUGGGAGUCCGAAGACCAGAACAGGCAUCCAAUCUGAUGGACCCAUAAAUAAACCAUCUGAGGAUGUCACCGCUGGAACGGAUCUAGAUAAGUCCAGGUCAGAGGAGCUCCAGGACGCAGUAAAGGAAUCCAAACCUGGAGAGCAUGCAGCACCCACCGCGCCAGAUGCAGGGAGCAGACUGGUACAGGCGGAUGUCCACGCUAAUCUGGAAAAUGGGGAGGCCACUAGCAGCCUUGAGUCUUCAGAACAAAGGGAGGAAAUUGGACAGUCAGCUGGAGAGACCUGCAGUGAGGAGGACUUCCACAGAGAGGAUAUCUCUGAAGCAGACCUGGUGGACAUCAGCGCUUACAGUGGCAUCGGAGAGGACUCUGGUGGUAGUCAACUGGAUGAGGAUGAGGAUGCGGAAGAUGAUGAGGCUUAUGAACCAGAAUCCAGCUGUUCAGAAAUCCCCGGGCUGCCAGUAGAAGAUGAACCACCCCCUAGCAGGAAGAUUCGUUUCAGUGUAAACCCUAUCAAGGUUUUCACAACAUACUCAAAUGAGGACUACGACAGACGCAAUGAUGAGGUUGACCCAAUGGCGGCCUCGGCCGAGUAUGAACUGGAGAAGAGGGUGGAGAGACUGGAUCUAUUCCCCGUCGAGCUGGAAAAAGAUAAGGACGGAUUGGGAAUCAGCAUCAUCGGAAUGGGUGCAGGUGCAGAUAUGGGCUUGGAAAAACUCGGAAUCUUCGUCAAGACGGUCACCGAGGGAGGAGCUGCCCAUCGAGACGGAAGGAUCCAGGUAAAUGACCUGAUAGUAGAGGUGGAUGGAACCAGCCUGGUGGGCGUGACCCAGAAUUUUGCAGCAUCAGUCCUGAGGAAUACCAGCGGAACUGUCAAGUUUGUAAUUGGCCGGGAGAAGCCGGGAGAGCAGAGUGAGGUGGCCCAGUUGAUCCAGCAGACUCUGGAGCAGGAAAGAUGGCAGAAAGAAAUGAUGGAGCAACGCUACAACCCCUACAUGGAGGAGGACGAAGAGACGGGUGAGUAUGCCACAGAUGAGGAAGAUGAGAUGAGCCCCAUGUUUCCCAAUGCCAUCGAGGUGUUUGACCUGGCAGAGAAUGAGGACAUGCUCUCUCCUGUGGAGAUGGACCCAGAGAAACUUGCACACAAGUUUAAGGAGCUCCAGAUAAAACAUGCUGUGACUCAAGCUGAGAUUCAGCAGCUCAAGAGAAAGCUGGCUCACGCUGAGCAGGAUAAGCUGCGCUGGCGGAUGGAGAGGGCUCAGUUGGAGCAGACGGUGAGGGAGAAUAAGGAGCGGAUGGAGAAGUUGGAGGGGUAUUGGAUGGAGGCUCAGAGCUUGUGCCAGGCAGUGGACGAACACCUGAAAGAGACGCAGACACAGUACCAGGCACUGGAGCGCAAAUACAGCAAAGCCAAACGCCUCAUCAAAGAGUACCAGCAGAAAGAGAUUGAGUAUUUAAAGAAGGAAACUGCCCAGCGCAGAGCACAAGAGGAAUCAGAGGCCAGUCACAAGGUGGAGACAGAAAAUCUCCAGGAGAAGAUCACUGAUUUAGAAUCAAAGGUAGGCACUCUGAAGAACCUGGAGCCUUCGUAAGCCUCACGCUUCGGAAAAGAUGGAGAGAAUGAAACGCCUUCAACCCCACUCACUCUACUCUCCGACCACAUUUUCCCUCCAUGGCCUGAAGCUGAACUGAAAAACAGGAAACAUGAUGAGGGGAUGUUACCAAGGACAAAGUGGAAACAAACUAACACUGUACCAGACGCCUGAGGGACGUCUACCUAUCAGCCCAACAGGAGACCGUUUUUAUACAUCCAUUUAUUCAUGUUUUCCUUGUUUCUUUUUAAGCGCCCUUACAAGUAUUAUGAGCCUCUCUGCACUCGGCAGGAAUGUUGAAUGGUAAAUGAACACAAACUCAAACUCGAAUGCUUGCAGCAGAAAACAAAACAGCGUACUUCUGGUUUUAUCUCAGACAGAGUCUUAAUCCGUGGAGUAUUGGAGUGAGGGGGGGUCUGUAUAGCAGUGAUUGACAAGAGGACUGUUUGUAUAUAUUCUUGCAUAUGCAUAUAUUUAAAUAUUAAAAUACGCUUUAGCAAUGUGCUGGGGGGAGGAGAGGGGGGUAAGGCUGUACCUUUUCACAUAUAUAGGCUAAUAACACAGUGAAAAUGAUCCAUUUCCAUUUUUUUGCAUGGCAAAAAAGAUGGUAUCAGGUAUUUUAUUUUUCAUUUUAAAACAAAAUUGGCAAACAGGGUGUGAAAAGUGGAAACUUGACAUUUCGAGUUAGCAUUCGGGGGCUUGUAACUUCCCAUGUUUGCUUUCUGUAAAAAAGACACAUUUAUGGAAUGAAUGGGGACUUGAGAGUAAUGGUUUCUUCACUGAGAAAACAUCACUCUUAAACACGGUUAUUGGGUGCAACGCUCAUGUACACUGCACAGUGUGCCUCGGUCUCACCUGCGUUCCCUGUGAAGUUACAGUUAUGAGACAAAACAUGCAUUCAGAGUAAGAAUUCUGCACCAAUCAUAAAUAUGGUCUUAUUUUAUUGCUAACCAAAUCCUUUCAUCAGCCCUCUCUAUUAAUGCAGUCUUUUAGUGUGUUUACCCACAGAUUUAUUGGUAAUGCAUUAAGAUCCUGGAGAAUCCUAAUGUUUUAUGCCCAUUGGCUGUCAUACUCCUCUGUCCUGCUAGACAUGGAUUUAUUCAGUAUUAUCAUUUUGUUAUUUUGUAGUGUUGUUAUGAGCCACUUUUGUCUUCAAUGUUGUUUAAAUUUUAUUUUUAAGUCAAACUCCUGAGAAAACUGGAAUUCUGACAGCUAUUGAUGGAAAAAAUUUGAGGAGGGAAUUAUCUAAGAAAGUAAAAGCACUGUUUAUUUGCAUGUGCUGGUUUAGCGCUCGAUUCACUAGAAUAGGAAUUAUGCAGAUCAGGCUAGGGCUGGGUAUGGAUACAGAUUUCCCGAUUCGAUCCCGAUUCACAAGCUCUCGAUUAGAUUCGAUUCCGAUUCGACGUAGAUUCAUAAGGGUAUAUUUCAGUUAUAAUGUCCCUUUUGCUUACAUAUGAAAGAAUUUCUCUCCCAGCUAAAGCUUUUAAUUAUACAAGGGACCUUCUGACUAGGUACAUUCCGAAAAUAUUAAUUUGACUAAUUAUAUUUUAUUCGUUUUUCAUUAUUUUGGUCACAUUUUAGCUUUUAAAAAUGAACAAAUCCAUGUAGUCAAUCAAUCAAUAUGAUAAUGCAUUGCAUAUUAUUUUUGUUACAUGUUUAUUGUUUAAUAACAUAAUUUGUAACAUUUAUAGGUAUUUACAUUGAUUUGUUGAACACAUGUUAAAAACCAGUACUGUCUCUUUAAGAAAGACGACAUUUCUGUGAACAGCAUCUGUAAAUGAGCACAUGUUAACUAGUGGUGGUGAUUUUGAUUCAUUUUAGUUACUCGAUUCUUUUUAUUCUGUUCACCAAAAAGGAUUCAUUCAGAUUUGUUCAUUGACCGGAUCUUCGUUACAUCUUUGCGCCUGCAGAUGGUGCCAAAUGACCGUCUUUUAAGUAAUUUUAUUGAACCAAAAGCAGUCAACAAGUCUAAUUAUCCUUUAUUAAAAUUCGUCACUAAAGAGUGUUAAAGCAUAAUAAGCUUUUCCCCACAAAUGACAUCAAAAAGCAUAUCUAUCAUACUGUGAACUGCUGAGCAUGACUUAUCAAGCUAGACAAAAAAAAGGACAACAAUACUACCCUAAAAAUAAUUAUGCGUUUCAAUAAUGUCCGUAUGUCAUUGUAAUGUGUGGUCAUCAAUCACUUAUAUUCAUAAUUCAUCCGGCCCCUGUUCUUGUUGAACGAGAUUGACGAUAAAAGCAAACAACAUGCAACACCUCCCAUGAUCAGCAUUCAUGGUGACUGAUUCUUAAUAUCGAUCGCAAACGAGUUUACCAGUACAUUCAGUUCAUUCACGUCACAAACGUAAUGACCGACUAGACAAAUGGAAUUUGCACGUCUAUAAAAGUGCGAAGACACUUCAAAAAACAUUUAAACACCAUAACCGUUUUCACCACAAAUGGCAGGUCUUAUUUUCCCUGUAUUUUGUCAAAUGCUGGGCUUAAUUAUUACCAAGACAAAGAAAAAGUUUAAGAAAAGCCUAAUUAUCUUACACUGUGCAUCAAAGCACAAAAUUUCCAUCUGUAAUUCAUGUCAUUUUUACUCAUUCAUAAAUUGGGGAUCAUUUUUUGAGAAUACCUAUAAACUUGUUUUAAGUGCAUUUCACCCGUCUCUCCUUGUUUAACGCGAUUGACUCACAUGCCGAACUGAACCAACGACAUGCCUCCUCUCAUUCAGUCGAUCAGCAGAUCUUCAUUCGCGAACGGGUUUACUAGUAUAUUCAGUCCGUUCAGAGUACCUCUCAUCUCGUUCAGACUCAAGUGAUCGACUAGUUUAGAGAAGGGGCAUAUUCGUUCAGCGGGUCAAGCCAGUUAUAUGAUCCUUCACAGUGCACUCGAAUGCUUUUGGCUCGUGCUAUAGUCAGUCUUUACAGGCAUGAAAAACAGUAGAGUCCAUUAGCUUCGAAAGGGAGAGACAUCAGUGAGCACGUUUACAUGCACACCAGUUCGCUGAUAACUCCCAAAAAACAGCUUAUUUAAAAAAAUUGAUAAAGCAAGAAAACCGUGUUUACGUUAGAUUUUAAAUAAUCGCGUUAUUCUCUGUUUUUGAUGUCAAACAGUGAAGAGACAUGCGCUCAACAUGUGCAAACAUUGGAUAAGCCGUUAACAAUGAGCUCAUGUUAACGAGAGAGACUGGAACGGCUUUAUCUCAUCUGUCCUACGUGUGAUUAGAAUUAAACGUUUCUUUUUUUGUUGUUUUUGAUCAACAACUGGCUGUAGAGAACAGAACGUUUAUUAAAAGAGACAUUAUUCAAUGACAAAUGGUUCACAUGGAUCUCGUCUUUGGACACAAACAACUUUUACUCCGCUGCUAAAAACUCCACCACUUUACUGCACAAUCACUGUUAAGUGGAAUGUAAAUUUAUCAGCUAGUUGCUAAUAUACAUUUUAGUCACUAGCACGAAAUUUAGUUGCAAAUGCGAGUCAUUUCCUCUCAUUGUAGUAGAGGGUUGCGCAUAGAGUAAAGGAUCGAUCUUGGGAUUUAAGAAUCGAUAUCAUUCAAUGAAGAUCGCGAUGUAUCUGAAAAUCUAUAUUUUUACCCACCCCUAGCAAUUGCGCCCAAAAAAUCUGCUAUACGCAAUUUGCGCAGCACAAUUCAUAUCUUGUCGGUCAGUUCUGAGCGCUACCUGGGUAAAUGCCAGGUUAUAACGCUCUUCUCUAUCAUUUGAUGAAUUACUACUGCUUUGACCAGUAGAAAAUGUACACAAACAUGUCUUUUAAAUAAAAUUCAGUUUACCGCCCGCUUUCCUCCAGCGGUAAUAGCGCAAUGUAAUUAAAAUAGAAAGAAGGCGUGUUUAUGCAGAAAGGAAUGACAGUGACUUAAUUUAAAUACCCAAGACUCAGCACUAUUUCUGCACUGGUUGCACCUGCUAAAACUGGAUUGUGAACCACCAAAAGUGGCACAACCGUUUAGUGAAUACGGCCCUGAAACUUUGAGGGUAUACGUCACCUUAUUUGUUGUGUCAGGACCAGCUUCUGCAACCCAAAUUGUAAACCGCAGAACUUGUCUGAACGUGGCAUGAUACCUCAGUUGGGCUUCAUGCAUAAUACACAAGCAGAAUGAAUUUCUGUGUAAAUUGUCCGUAAAACCUUUCUUACAUAAAUUGUCGCACCAAAAAAAAAAAAAACAAGCAACACAGUUAAUGCAUCAUGAACCAACAAUAAACAAUAGUUUUUUUUUUCACAUUCUGCAACAAUUAUGCAAAAAGGUUUCACAAAUAAUUUACACAUUUGAUUUUCUUGUUUCAUGAAUGAGGCUCAUUGAUUUGAGUACGGAUAAGCAUUCCAAAAUUAUUGACUAUUUGCCUGAGCAGGGUUGAGAAUAAAUUCUUUAGUUUGAUCUGAUAGCUGUGUUCUGUUCUCCAUGUUGGUCCUCUUCCAGUAUGUAAAUCAAAGAACGUCAACAUUUUGUUUGAAGUCCCAUCAAUUUUGUUUAAAAAGUUUGAAGACUGUGUUUUUCAAAUGGAAAGAAUCUGAAUUAUGGUGCAGUAUUGAAAACCCUUGUGAUUAUCAGGGUUUCUUCCCCUUUCUUUCUCGAAAGUGUUUUAUUAUUGUCGUAGAGAUCAGCUUUAUUAUUGGCUGCUCUCAAGAUUGUACAUUUUUCCCAUGAAAGUAUUUGUUUUCUACAGAUUUCUUUUAAUAGUACAAGUCAUCACGUAUUAUACAUGUAUUGAAAGUGUUGAACGCUGAUACCUGCAUCCCAGCAACAGGAUAAUGUUUUAACAACAGAGAGUACAGCAUAGAUCGUAAGACUCUUAAAUAUGGUAUUCUGAAGGCAAGCCCGACAUCUUUUGAACAUUGAUCAUCCUAAACUGUAAUUAGCCUGAGUAUGUUUGUCUCAGUUUUGUCUUAAUAGUUACCUUAAAGAAUUUUUCAAGCAAGAGCGUACAAGUGCUGACUGGAAAAUAUAUUUUCCUUUUUUCUUUUUUUUUCACCAACAAUGGGACUAUCAUCUCAGUUUAGAAGAUGAUGACGGCUCUGAAAGCCAUUUUAAAGCCAACAACCAACCAUUUUCUGAGAAAUGCCUCCAUUUGAAGGAUAUUGGAUCGUUCCACAAUGAUUGAUGCCAUAGUAAAUGUACAGUGAUCUAAAAAAAAUGGACCCAUUUUGAGGGAUUUCUUCAUUCUGGACAGUUGCACAACAAUCAUCUUCCGGGAACUUCACUGUCACAUUUGCUUUGUACAAUUCUGAGUGUCUGUUUGCUGGAAUUUAUCAUUGUUUUAGCGUGCUGGCUAGUACACAACAACUUUGUGUAUGGAUUUCCAGGUGAUGGCACCGUUAAAACAUGAAAACAUUUAAUUUCUUAUCCUUGUGCGUCACACUGUAAAAAACAAGAAAGUUAUGGUGGAAACGUAUACAGAUGGAACACUUUGAAUCUUAUCAAUGCUUUUUAAAUUUCACACGUUUAGCUUAGCUUAGCUGCUACCUUUAAUUAAAUGAAUUUGCUUCCAUGUACAGGAAAGGACUCAGUGUUGCUGUCCUCACUUGCUGGUGUAAUAGUUGGUUCCUCUUUAUAUUUGGUGUCUAAUAAAGUGAAUACAGAAUAACAGUAGUUUGAAGUUGUUACAUUGUGCUGGCAUUGAACAAGCAGCAGCUUGCUUAGAUAUAUUGGAGAGGGGGGAACUAUUUACAAGUCAACAAUAUGUAAUUUAAUUUAAAUUGAGUAAUUACGGUGCAUUUGAUUGAAUUAUGAGCACAUUUGUUUGACACCUAACAUAAAGCUGGAACACCACUUACUGUAUUUUAUAGUUGUUUUACAAACACUUGACUCCAUUUCCUCUGUACUGACUUUAGUUCUUUUUUACCCCUGCUAUGUAAAUUGCUACCACAUGAACCUGAAGGUGUUCUCCAUUUGAAAUAAGCAUCAUCAUGUUGAAUACCCUAAUAUAGCACACAUACAUCAUCCAGAUAUCUAUUUGAUGUGUGUGUUUACAUAACGUUAUAUAACUGGAUAAUGUUUUUGUUUUUUUUUUAGGUUGUUUGCUCAGCAAUAUGUCUGUAAGACAUUCAUCAGAUGUCUUUGAAUUAUUUAUGAUUUAGAAUGUUUGUUAAUCAGAUCUUUUUAAGAUGUUUAGCAGAUGUUAAUCAGAAUGUGAUGCUUUCCAGAUGAAAAGAUCUAAAACAGUUGCAGAUGUAUGUGUGCUAUCUGGGUAAUACUGUCAUUAAUAAUAAAUGCAGAAAUGUGCUAAUCCACUGUCAA